AAAAGGUGGUAGUCUUUCUGAGUGGAUAACUCCAAUUGGUAGGCCCUUUACAAAAUGGCUCCGUAUGAACUUAUCAAUAAAAAUAAUUAAAUAUAAGGUUCCAAUUAAUGUUGUAGUGUUUAGUCCAUUUCUGGACUCUGUGUUGGGAUAUAAAUUUAUUAAUGUUAAUUGCUAUAUUGGUGCUGUGUCAGUUAAUCUGUUGUUUAACUUAAUUAACGUUGAUGAGUUAGUUGAAAUUUUUAGGUGGGCAUUUGUUGGUGCGAUUGUAAUGAGUAUGAAGAGUGCUAUAGGCACACUAUAUUGCAUUUGUUUGAUGGAAAAUAUUACUAGAUUUGCGGUGACUUCCUUUUGUAAUGGGAGUCGACCUGGAUGGCAAAUAACAAUAUUGAUGGUUUCCAGAAGGAGCAAUAAGUAUUUUGUGUGGUUGGGUCAUGGAGAGUGCAUUGUUGGCAGCUUUUAA
This is a messenger RNA of Dentiscutata erythropus, 460 nucleotides long. Lineage: Eukaryota; Fungi; Glomeromycota; Glomeromycetes; Diversisporales; Gigasporaceae. The record is from the annotation of a GenBank genome assembly.